Messenger RNA from Paramecium sonneborni, 3392 nucleotides. Lineage: Eukaryota; Ciliophora; Oligohymenophorea; Peniculida; Parameciidae. The record is from the annotation of a GenBank genome assembly.
AUUUAUAAAAAAAUGCGGAAAAUAUAGAGAGAUGAAGAAGAUGAUAUGUUUGUGAUAAAAAAGAACCAAAAAAAGAAAUCCACGAAAAAAGAGAUAAAAAAACCUAGUAGACUAAAGAAAUUAGAUGAUGAUUAUCAACCUGAAUAAAUAUAGGAAUCAUCAGAAUCUGAAUUACAAGCAAGUUCUGAUGAUGAAAGAUAAAAUAAGAAAAAACCUUAAUAAUCUAAAUCAAUAGGUGUAAAGAAGGAAAAUCCAAAGAGCAAACAAAAAGUAAAAUAAAAAGAUUAAAUGAAUGAAGAAGAUAACAAUAAUUAUGAACCAAUUGAAUAGAUGUUAACAAAGGAUGCUGAAGAAUUCUUUAAAACAGCUGAACAUUUGUUACCAUGUUUUGUAUAACCAGAAUAUAUAAGAGAUGUUGAAGGUAGAAGACCUGAUGAUCCAAAUUACGAUCCAUCUACAUUAGAUAUACCAAUAACCUAAUAUUAGAAAUUAUCUCCUAUGUUUAGAUAAUAUUGGAAUGCUAAAAAAGCACAUUUUGAUUCUUUAUUAUUUUUUAGAUGUGGAAGAUGGAUUAAUGUUAUGUAUAAUGAUGCUAUCAUUAUUGCUAAGAUGUUCAAUCGUCACUUAGGAUUCUGGGGUAAAGAUCGUCCUUGUUUAACUGUAUAUGAUAGUUAAUUACCAAUAUAUGAAAGAACCUUAUUAGAAAAAGGAUAUAAAAUUAUGUUGGUUGAAUAAUUGGAAAAAGCAGAUGUAGCUAAUAAAGAAGAUGGAGAAAUAGUUAAAAGAGAAAUCACAUAAUUAAUUAGUAGAGGCACUUUGUAAGAUUUAGGAGACUUAGAUUCUUAUGAAUCUAGAAAUCUCUUAGUUUUAGUGUGUUCUAAUGCUCCAGUUAAUUUAAAAGGACAUAAAUAUGUUUAUGGAAUAUCUAUUGUAGAUUGUACUACUAAUCAUUUUUUUCUCGAUCAAUUUUUUGAUGAUGAAUAAUCUAAUCAAUUAAGAUCCAUUAUUUAUAAGACUAAACCUCUUGAAGUCAUUAUUUCAAAAGCAACACCAGAAAUUGAAAAAAUGAUGAAGUAAGUAUUGAUCAUAAAAUUAGAACUAUUUGCAAUCCUAUUAUAAUUGCAUCUAAAAAAGAAUUUAAAGAAUGUGAAUAUAUUUUUUAAUAAUUAAAAGUGGAAUAUCUAGAAUAGAAAAUUGUUAGCAAAAAUAUUGUUAAGCAAUCUACAAAUAGUAGUUUUGAAGGUAUAGUGUUACCAGUUGAUAAAAUUGAACCAGAACAUCAAAUUGAUACAAAUAUCAAUCAAGGUUUGUAUAAUAAUCAAUCAGAUAACAUUGAAUUAGAAAAAUAUCAAAAAGAUGAAGAAUAUAUCUUGAGUGAUGAGUAUCCUUCACUUCUUGUAGAAUUAGAGAAACAAUAUUAUUUUGAAAAAAAACUAGCUUAAGAUGAUGAUGAAUCUACCUUCUAUUCCUAUUAUUUUACACUUUAAUCCUUUUAUAUACAAUUAUGUUACAUGAGACAAUUGUUAAUCCAUACUACUGUUUAUAGAAGAGGUAAAUUUCAAUUCCUUGAUUCUAAUUUUAAUUAGAAAUUAAAUCUCUAUCUAGAUUCUCAAGCUUUAGAAAGUCUAGAGAUUUUCGAUGUCAAUCUUUAAACUAAAGUAUCUUAAAAGGGAAGUCUUUUCGAAUAUCUGAAUAGAUGUGUUACACCUUUUGGUAAGAGAUUAUUAACUAAGUGGGUUUAGAGUCCUCUUUUAAAUCAUAAAUAAAUUUAAGAAAGAUAGGAUUGUGUAAGAGAUCUAUUGGAUUAUAUUGAACCUUGUGAUGAAUUUUAAAAAAGAUUAAAAUCCAUUCCAGAUUUGGAGAGAAAUAUAACUAGAUGUUUUAAUACUAUUCAUUCACAUAAACUUAAAGCUGUUCCUAUUACUGGAGGAGACAGUUUUGGUAAAAUUAAAUUAAAAGAAAUCACAUAAGUAAUUAAACACAUUAAAGCAGCUUCUGAAGCAUUCAAAGUAUUUGAAAGUUAUUUAAAUAAAUUUAAAUCAAAUAAGUUAAAGAAAAUGUUGAAUUAUAAGGAAAAUGCUUAAACUCUUAAUAGUGUAUUGAAGGAAUUAGAAAAAUGCAUUUUAAUUUAAGAUGGUGAACCCUAACCUGUUAAAGGAGUAUCACCAGAAUACGAUACAGCAUUUGAUAAGAUGACUGACAUUAUUGAUACUUUAGAUUAAGAAUUGAAAAAGUGGUAAUAGAAAUUUAAAUGCCCAUAAAUUACAUAUCAUCAUGGUAAAAUUAGAUAUUAAAUUGAAAUUCCUGAUAAAUGUCUAGAAUCAGGUUAAAAACCAAAAGAGUUAAUGAUUACAUCUAAAAAGAAAGGAUUUCAAAGAUUCUAGACAGAUUUUAUUGAAUAAUAGAUUUUUAAUUUAAAAGUUGUGGAAGAUGAAUUAUCAUAAAAGUUGAUUCCCUUUAUAAAUGAUUACUUUACAAAGUUUUAUUCUUAUAGAAAAGAAUUUUUAUAAUUGAUUUCAUUACUUUCUGAAGCAGAUUGUUUGUAAUUAUAAUAUUAAAUUUUUAGAAUUUCAUUGGCUUUAGUGUCUAAAUUGCAUAAGUUCAAUACAUUUCCAUAAAUUUUAGAGUAAUCUCCAGAUGAAGAUGAUGAUUAAGAGUUUAUUCUUGAAGAAGCAUAUCAUCCUUGUUUAUUAUAGAAUAGAGAUAUAAAUUGGGUUCCAAAUACUAUAAAAUUUAUAAAUUAAAUAGAUACUCUUUUAUUAACAGGUCCAAAUAUGAGUGGUAAAUCUACGUUAUUAAGAUUGAUUGGAGUAUAGAUUAUAUUGGCUUAAAUUGGAUGUGCUGUUCCUUCAAAAUCUUUUAAAUUAGUUCCUUUUGAUCGGAUUUUUUGUAGAUUAGGUGCAUCUGAUAGAAUGUUGGAAGGUAAAUCAACAUUUUUUAUUGAAUUGGAGGAAACAAAAACAAUUCUGGAAAAUUGUACUAGUAGAAGUUUAGUGAUAAUAGAUGAAUUAGGAAGAGGUACUUCAACUUAUGAUGGAGUAGCAUUAGCAUCUGCAGUUUUGAGAUAUUUAUCUUAAAAUAUAAAACCUAAAACUAUAUUUGCAACACAUUAUCAUAUACUUUUAGAUGAGUUUGCUUUAUUUAAGAAUAUUUAAAAAUGUGUGAUGAAACAUUAUUAAGAAAUGGAUAAGGUAAUUUUUGAAUAUAAAUUAAUAAAUGGAAUAGCAGAGAAGAGUUUUGCUACAAAUGUGGCUAAGAUUGCUGGUAUUCCAAAUGAAGUUAUUUAAAAUGCUAAGAAGAUGGAAUUAAAAAUAACCAAAGAAGAAUCAAAAAUAAAUAGAAAUAGAGAUAUCUUAUAAAAAUUCAAUUAAAUUAUUUAAUAAUUGUUAUGA